AACAAAUCCCGGCGUGCCCCUGGGCGGCCUGGGGUGGAGGGUUCUAGAAGGCGUGACGUGGGGUCGCAGCGGGCUCCGAGGCGGGAGCCUCUCGGCCGCAGCUGCCGGGCCUGGGGACGCGGGUGGCGGUCGCAGCUUCCUGGUCUCGCUGGCCAUGGCCGCGCUCGGCCGGCCCUUCAGCGGCCUACCCCUAAGCGGCGGCUCGGACUUCUUGCACCCGCCGCCGGCCUUCUCCGGCCGGGCCUUCCCGCCCGAGGCGGACGGCGCCGAGCCGGCCUCGCGGCCGGUACCCCGCCCACUCCCCAGCAGCCCCGGGGGGAGCGCGGCGCGUGGACGUGUUUCCGCUCACUGUAAAAAGAAACACAAGCGAGAGGAGGAGGAGGAUGAGUAAUUGUCCAGUAAGAAAGAAAAGGCUAGCUGAAGCAGAACUCUGUGCUGGUCCUAAUGACUGGAUUCUUUGUGCACAUCAGGAUGUAGAAGGUCACGGAGUAAAUCCCUGUACUAGUAGCCUUUCUGUACCUAGCAUGUUAGAUGUUAUUUGUGAAGAAAUGGAUCAGACAACUGGAGAACCACAGUGUGAACUUGCCCGAAGGAGGCUUCAGGAGAUUGAGGACAGGAUAAUUGAUGAAGAUGAAGACGUUGAAGCUGACAGAGAUGUUCAUCAUCUCCCUAGUCUUGUCCUUUCUGAUCCUGUGAAAACAAGUUUGAAGAGAGAAUUUGAUGAAGUCUUUACAAAGAAAAUGAUUGAGUCCAUGAGCCGUCCUUCCAUGGAGCUUGUGCUCUGGAAACCUCUCCCUGAACUCCUUUCUGAUAAGCCAAAGCCAUCAUCUGAUGCUAAGAACUACGCAGGAGAGAGCCAAACUAAGCAUGCAGCUGCUGGCACUGCCUUCCCUCAGAGAACUGAAUUGUUCUUGGAACCUCGGCAAACAGGGAUGUCUCUUUACAAUAGUUUGGAGACUGCUGCUAGCACAGAAGAAGAGAUGGAACUCUAGAAACCAGUUUCUACACUAAAGUUGUCAAAUUUUAGAAGACUCCUGUGUUGUCAUGAGCCUACUUGCGUAGUUAUAGGGACUGGAAAGUUUUAUGAAACGGGUGUAAUAAUAUCACCACCUGUGAUUUGGGGUGGGACUCUCAUUUUGGGUAGCCAUUUAUUCAACUUUUUGCCAAGGAAGUUUGUCUCAAGAGAAGGGUAGUUUUCCAUGGGGGUUAUUAAAGAAAUGUUGCAUUAGAGUCUCUUCAAAGGCAAGUAUAGAAACUGUGGAAGGGUGACUUGAGUCAUCUUGUCAUGUUGUCUAAACUGUUCAGACACUUGGAGAAUUUUCUCCUUGUGUUGAAAAGAUGAUUAAGAAGGAAGGAUUCUCUUACUACAGCUGUACCCUGACAGUUACGUCACAGCUUAAUCUGUAGAUACGAGCUGUUUACAGUGGUGAGAUUAUAACUGGGGAAGAGGAAAGAAGAAAGCAGUCACUUAAGUCUAUUGCUCAGAAGUUUAACAGAGGCCCUGAAACUUGUAAAUUAGUUGUCAGUUUAUUAUAGCUGUGUUGAUUAAGUAGCCAGUAGCAUUGUGGCGCUCUGCCUCUGAAAAUGUAUUGAAAAUACAAAGAAAAUUUUUCUCCUUCAAGGUUUUUUUGCCUUGUGGCACUUUUGCUCCUUGGUUUCCCUUGCAGUCAUUCAGUAAUGUUUACAACUUAAUUAACUUUGAUAGUUUAAAAGAUUAUGAGGUAACUCAUCUGCAAAUUGCCUAUGGGGGAAGCAUCUUUAGGUAAUCCUGAGGAAGUGCUUUGUCAGCAAAACUCAGCAUUGAAAACUUCUGUAUUUUAGGAAAAAAAGGUUGUAUGAGCAAGUUGCAUUUUUUAAAUGCUAAUUUAGAAAACAGUAAAUAAUUAGCUUAAAAUAUAUGGGCAAGUGACACUGAAGUUUACUGAAAUAGCCAAUUUGAACUAUUGUGCAGUCUGCCUAGAAGUUAGUGGAGAAUAGCUUCCUGCUAACAGGAAAUCAUCUAGAGUACUUAAAUCGGGCUCAAGUUGUCCUUUGGGGAUACCAGAAUUGAAAUUUUUAGUUUCUCAGAGUUCUUCUGUGUGGCAAGGACUUCUGUGUGGAAAAGUAAAACGACACUUCCUUUAUUGCUAUGGAAUAUCCAGUGUAAGUUAUUAAAUGAGUAUAAUAGUAUAAUACUGGCCCUUCCAUCACACAACAGGAGACCAUCCCAGUUCUUUUUGUUUUAUUUUCUGGGUUCCUUUCUCCUUUGGAGGGAGUAGAUAACCUUUUGUAGGAAAAAAAUGGUUUAUGCUAAGUAGAGGUGAAUUUUUAGACACCAGCCUCCAGGCAUUUUUGAAACCCAUACUGAAAUCCCUCCCCUUGUUACAGAUGGCAUAGAAGUCACAAGUUGUUAAUUGGACUGUUUCUUCUUUUGCCUGUUGUACCUGCUUUCUCUAUUUCUGUCUGUAUAGUCAGGAAAAGAUUUAAUGUUUAAUAUUUAAACAAAUAUUUAAUAUCUACGCAGUAAAAUUAUUCAAACUUCAAACCAUUAUUGAAACCAGUUGGAAACCAGCUAAUAGUUUCUUAAUCUCAGAUUUAGAGAUGAAUGUAAACUGUAUUUUGUUGAAAUGUGCAAGUGUGUUUGAUUCAUGCCAUUUGAAAAACUACCGCUUUAAGUCAUUGUUUAAUGGGACCAACUUAAAGAAAUCUCCAUGCUAAAGAGUUUAUUCCAGUACAACUCAAAAACUUGAAGUGACUGCCUGGAUUUUGGAGUUACUUUUCGUGUUAGGAUGGAAAGAGAGAUGACAGCUUUCCAAAGAAGGACUCAAAGCAUACUACAAUUGGCCAUGUUUGUGUUCUAUGGCUAAUUGCUGGGCAGGCCUCUGCUUAAAGGUCUAUAUUGAUGGAAGAACAAAGAGUGCCAAAAUGAGGCUCUGAUACUAUUGGUAAAUAUAGGUGAGAAUUAAGAUUUUGUUAAUUAAAAUCCAAACAGCUUGUUUCAGGAGUGAAGUUAUUUGACAUAAUUAUUUUUGCAGGGAAGUGUAUGUUCAGUGUUUCUUUUUGGACUUCUUGCAUAUAUUUGUACAAAAGUUGUUUUUUUCAUCCUUGUUGGUGCUUAUUCAUCUGAGCCAUCUCCACAGUCCCGAUGCCUCUGCUUUUUGUUUUUCUUUUGUAGCAUAAGGCUUUUGCUUUUGCCUUAAGGUUUCCCUAGGGAAUUAACAGGGCUUUUCAUUUUGUAUGGUUUUUGCAGCAUGGAUCAAACAUUGGCUAUUAUGCUAAUGUGUGAAAAAAAUUAUAUAAAGCAGGUGAGCUUUAAUGAACAAAUGUAUAUUUUAUCUGAGUUUGAGUAGGAUGUGUGUGGUUUUUGUGUUUGAGGGUUGUUUUUAGUCUUUUUUUGUAAUAUGAAGUAAGUCUAUUUCUCACAGAUAUUAAUCACUUUAUAAGAAAACCUGCUACUCAGUCUUGAAAAGGUACAAAUGUAAAAUUUAGAAAAAUAACUAAGGUCGGGACUAAAACCCUGAAAAGAAUGUUUACCAGCAGGUUCAUUUAUUAUUUUGGAUCUAGAACUAGGCUUUGUUUUUUAAUAGUUACAAGAAUGGUUCGGUACUAGGAAAGUUCUGGAAGAUGUUGUUAAUUUUUCUCUAAAAUAAUUUGGUGUUUCUGUAUGUUACCAUUUUCAAUAAAACUUCUUAAGUGUUUUGGACUUUUUGAGAUAACUCAUAUUCCUGCACUUAAAUAAAUAAAAUCAGAUAUCUCCUUGCUUUUCUCUAAA
Molecule: messenger RNA, 3751 nt
Organism: Carlito syrichta (Philippine tarsier)
Lineage: Eukaryota; Metazoa; Chordata; Mammalia; Primates; Tarsiidae
Gene: CCDC117
Product: coiled-coil domain containing 117
Exons: 5
Coding region: 384-992 (202 amino acids)
Source: RefSeq, a predicted model, not a curated record